AUGACAACAUUUGACUUCUCGGACGUGGAGGCGUUUUUGGACUGCCAUCCGGAUCUCUUCGAGGAGUAUCUCGUUCGGAAGGCGAAGUGUGAUCAGGUUAGCAGGUGGUUGAAGGAGCAUCAGCCGUCGAAAGUGUCCACGGCCGAGGAGAAGCUCGGCGCUGCCAGGGAUCCGCUCUGGCCGACCAACCCAGACGGGCUCCGGCGCAGAUCGUCCCACAUGGAGCUGCGACGGAACUUCGCCCGCUCCAAAGCCACCCAUGCACACCGGACCUACGACGAGCAUGUGAGCCUGAGCGAGCACGAGUCCCAGUCCACAAUGAGGCGCCGUGCGCUCCUGCGUAAAGCCAGCUCCCUGCCUCCGACCACCGCGCACAUCCUGAGCGCCCUGCUGGAGUCCAGGGUCAAUGUGCCCCAGUACGCGUCCAGCGCCAUCGACUACAAAUACAGACUCAAGGAGACCAACGAGAGGGAGUUUUUCUUGGAGUUAGUGAAGGACAUCUCCAAUGAUUUGGACCUGACAAACCUGAGUUAUAAGAUCCUGAUCAAUGUGUGUAUCCUGGUGGAUGCAGACAGGUGUUCGCUUUUCCUCGUCGAGGGGCCCGCGCACAAGAGGACACUGGUGUCCAAAUUCUUUGAUGUGCACUCGGGCACCACAGUCAGGCCAUCCUCCAGCACACUAAACUCCAAUGAGGUGCAGGUGCCCUGGGGAAAGGGGAUCAUUGGAUAUGUGGCAGAGCAUGGAGAGACUGUAAACAUCCCAAAUGCAUAUGAGGAUCACCGCUUCAGUGAUGAGAUAGACAAGUUAACAGGCUACAAGACUCAGUCCAUCCUCUGUAUGGCCAUCUGUAACAGUGAUGGAGAAGUCAUAGGUGUUGUACAAGCGAUCAACAAAAAUCCAAUGGGCACCCCCUUUACUGAGGAUGAUGAGAAGGUGCUGCAGAUGUAUCUACCAUUCUGUGGAAUAUCGAUUUCCAAUGCCAAGUUGUUUUCGGAGUCUCGCAAGGAGUAUGAAAGGAGUAGGGCUCUGCUGGAGGUGGUCAACGACCUGUUUGAGGAGCAGACCGACCUGGAGAAGAUUGUCAGGAAAAUUAUGCAGCGAGCCCUGACCCUCCUGCAGUGUGAACGCUGCUCUGUGCUUCUCCUGGAGGACAUCGACUCACCUGUUGUGAAGUUCUCCAAGACGUUUGAACUCAUGUCUCCCUUGUGCAACAUGGACCGUGACAUCAGCAUGGAGAAGCUAUCGUGUUCUGAUUGGCUGAUCAAUAACAGCAUUGCUGAGCUGGUGGCUUCGACAGGACUGCCUGUUAACAUCAGUGACGUGUGUCAGGACCCACGCUUUGAUGCUGAGGCAGAUCAGGCCUCAGGGUUUCACAUCAGAUCAGUGUUAUGUGUCCCUAUCUGGAAUAGAACUCAUCAGAUAAUUGGGGUCGCACAAAUUCUGAACCGACUGGACAGGAAGACUUUCAAUGAUGCAGAUCAGAGACUAUUUGAGGCAUUUGUGAUAUUCUGUGGACUUGGAAUCAACAACACUAUGAUGUACAAUCAAGUUAAGAAGACUUGGGCCAAGCAGUCUGUAGCGCUGGAUAUGUUGUCCUACCAUGCUACCUGCUCUAAGGUAGAAGUUGACAGACUCAAGGCAGCCAAGAUCCCCCUGAGCAGCGAGUUAGGCAUCGAUGAGUUUCACUUCAACGACUUCUCUUUGGACAAUGACGCAAUGAUCACUGCAUCGCUCCGAAUGUUUCUGGAACUUGGUGUCGUGCAAAAGUUUAAAAUUGACUAUGAGGUGUUGUGCCGCUGGCUUCUGACUGUGAGGAAGAACUAUCGAACUGUGGCGUAUCAUAACUGGAGGCAUGCUUUCAAUGUGUCCCAGUGCAUGUUCGUUAUGAUCACAACAGCCAGUUUUCAGGAUGUCCUGUCAGAUGCAGAGAUACUGGCCCUGAUGGUCGGCUGUCUGUGUCAUGACUUGGACCACCGCGGCACCAACAACGCAUUUCAAGCCAAGACAGGUUCUGCUCUGGCUUUGCUCUAUGGGACGUCAGCCACCCUGGAGCAUCAUCAUUUCAACCACGCAGUCAUGAUCCUACAAAGUGAGGGUCACAAUAUCUUUGCAAACCUCUGCUCCAAAGAGUAUAGCAACAUGAUGCAACUAUUGAAGCAGGCUAUUCUCUCCACAGACCUUACUUUGUACUUUGAGCGCAGAACUAAGUUCUUUGAGUGUGUUCUGUCUGGAGAAUUCAGCUGGACUGAUGAAGGACACAGAGAAGUUCUAAGGUCUAUGCUGAUGACAGCAGGUGAUCUGGGCGCCGUCACACGUCCUUGGAAGAUAUCCAAACAGGUUGCAGAGCUGGUGACAAGUGAAUUCUUUGAACAAGGUGACAGGGAGAGGUCUGAGCUUAAGUUGACCCCGGCGGCGAUAUUUGACCGUAAUCGCAAAGAUGAACUGCCCGCCUUACAGCUGGAGUGGAUAGAUGGGAUCUGUAAACCGCUUUACCAGGCACUGCUGAAGCUUAACAGGAAGUUGCAGCCGAUGGUCAAUGGGAUUGAGGCCAAUCGAAAGAAGUGGCAGGAACUCUGCUCAUCCUACCAGCAGACAUGCAGAGUCUCAGUGUCCAGUCAGAGUACCGAAUCAGAUCAGGGUCCUAAGUCCCAUGUGGACAAAGAAACCAAUCAACACCUAGAGUCCACAGAGACUGUGAAGCCAGUCGAAAACGGAAAGUUUGGAUCAAAGUCUAAGUGUGAUAAUCAGCCAGCAUCAGCUGGCAUCACAACAUUGGCAGAAAAGAAGUAA
Molecule: messenger RNA, 2790 nt
Organism: Xiphias gladius (swordfish)
Lineage: Eukaryota; Metazoa; Chordata; Actinopteri; Istiophoriformes; Xiphiidae
Gene: pde11al
Product: phosphodiesterase 11a, like
Exons: 20
Coding region: 1-2790 (929 amino acids)
Biological process (GO): signal transduction
Molecular function (GO): protein binding; 3',5'-cyclic-nucleotide phosphodiesterase activity
Source: RefSeq, a predicted model, not a curated record